This is a messenger RNA of Tetrahymena thermophila SB210, 19443 nucleotides long. Its product is annotated as dynein heavy chain family protein. The record is from RefSeq and is a predicted model, not a curated record. Gene Ontology annotation, molecular function: dynein light intermediate chain binding; minus-end-directed microtubule motor activity; ATP binding. Gene Ontology annotation, cellular component: dynein complex. Gene Ontology annotation, biological process: microtubule-based movement. The transcript has 52 exons. Lineage: Eukaryota; Ciliophora; Oligohymenophorea; Hymenostomatida; Tetrahymenidae.
AUGGUUCAUCAAAUUCCUUAAAUUAUUAACAAAGUAGUGAAUUUGAUAUUUAAAAAAUUCCAUAGUAGACUCUUGAUACAAUAGAAAAAAUGUAAUAAUUGCGUAAGCGCACGAAAUAAUUCAUCGGGAUAUUUGUUAGGGAAUACGAGUAUUUAAGCUAAUGAAAAAUAAAUAACUUAAGGAAUAUAAUCUUAAAGAAAUUCAUCAUUAAAUAUACAAACAAAUUAAAAUGAAAAUAACAAAAAUGGUGAUGAAAUAAAAUAGCCACACAAAAGAAAUAAGCCACUUUCGAUUGAUUUUAAUGCAAUAUAUAAAGUUAAUUAAGAUAAAAUACUCCCUGAACUGCAAGAAACAAAAACUAUUAUGAUUGAUUAUUCAAAUUUUAGAGGUUCUACAUCUACUAAAAACUUAAGAGAUAAAAAAGCUAUUGAUUUCUAAAAAAAUCAAUCUCUUUUAAACCUGCCUGAGAUAUAAUCUCUACCCAAAAAUUUAGUUAAAAAUUACUAAAUCUCUUCGUUAUUAAGGAAAGUUGGAGAGCAGUAAUAAGAAUUUUAUAUAAAUUCUCCUUAAUAUAUGUCUCGAUAAUCGAGUAGAUAUCAAUCUUACACUAGUUCUUUCUUUCCUUCUAAGAAAAAGAAGGAGAAAAUUGACAUAUCAUUCUUAAGAGUGGACUUCUUUCAGUCUGAUGAUGCAUAUUUAAUUAAACUUCCUAAAAUUUAAUUAAUUUAAAUAUCCAGUUUGGAAAGCUUUGAUGAAUAUCAAGUUUUUGAUGAAGAUCCAAUCAAAAUAUUAUAAAAGGAGAAUGUUAGAGCUCAUUCUAAAUGGUCAGAUCUCAAUGGAAAUUUUGAAUGGCUAGAAUGUCAAGUUAAAUCGUAUAAUCCAGAAACAAAAAAAUUUGUCAUUAGAUGGAUAAGGAAUCAUUAAGAAAAGGAAGUUUCUAGAUUAAAUUUAAUUUUCGAAAAUGAAAGUAUUGAAUAAGGGGAGAUGAGGUAUAAAAAAGCUAAGGAAAAGAGAGAUUAGUUAAUACAUAUACUUUAGAUGAGGUAAUCAACUGAAAACUAAGAUGGGCCAAUGUUACAAUAUUAAAAAGAUGUUAUGAAAAGAAUAUUUGAUAAAAUAUUCACAUUUGAAAGAAUGAGGGGAUACAUUCAAAAAUAUGAAAGUGAAAUAAUUAACGAAAUACUUUAUGAAUAUAAAUUCAAUCUGAUAAAAUUUAUAUAUGAUAUUAGCAAAAUUCAAAGUAUAGAAGAAUACUAUCAGAUUAAUUUUCCUCAAAGAGAAAUCGCCAUUAAAUACAUACGCUAGAUUUUAAUAGAUAAGCAAAUAGAAUGUUUGAAUUUGAGUUCGGAAGAAUACAAAAGUAUUAUGAAUAAAUUAGAUAAAAAUUCAAUAGCUAUCAAAUAUGUUACAAAAACACAAAUUUAAAAAAGAGUUAAAAUAUUUGAAGAUUAAAACUAAACUUAAGAAGAAAACUAAGAGAAUGAUAAAAAAGAAUUAUAAAGUGGUAGUGCUACACCAUAAACCCCAAAAAAAUAAAAUGUUGGUUUCAUAACUUCUACUGAAUAAUAUAAAUCCUCCAUACUUUAAGGAGGAAAGCAAAAUUUAAAAGAAAUCACUAGGUAUAUUGUUGUAAAAGAAAUUAAGUUUAACCAUGAAGCCUCUAAUAUAUCUUAUAUUGAUUAUUUACAAUAAUUAUUAAAAAAUGAUAUGGUUUUAUCUAUUGAUAAAAAGUACGAUGUUGUGAGAAUAGUGCUUCCUAUGGUUGUUAGGUUUAUUAAGCAUAUUAGUGAUCAUAGAAUUUUUAAAUUUAUUUAAAACACAAAAAACUGUUAUAAAGAUGAUGCUUUAAUUGAAUUUAAAAAUAUGUAAGCUGAUGUCUCAAAAUAAAUAAAAAAAAUAAUUAGAGUUUUAGAUAAAAUAUAAUAAGCUGUUGAAGAAAUGAAUUUAGAUAAUAGAAAAUAAUACUAUAUAUAAUAUAUUGACCACAGAUAAGCUGAUGAACAAAAAGAAAAGGUCCUUGAAAGAGUAGUAAGCAUAGUUAAUUCCUUAGUUUAUAGCAAUUUAAAUUUAACAGUAGAGUAAUCAUUCAUGACUUUACUCUAAAAUAUGGAGACAUAUUAUAGUAUCCUUCCUUUUGAAACUAUUAAUGAACAUGUUUUAAAAGCAUUUUAUCCUUAAUUUUAUGAAAAACGAAUUUAAUAAAGAAUAAAGCUUCGAAUUUUGGAAAAUCAAAGAAAUUCAGAAGUAUAGGAUUAAGAUAAAAGAAAUUUGCCAAUUAAAUCAUUAUAAUCGAUUGCAAACCAAGAUUAGUUUAAUUAGUAAAAUGAAAGCGAUAAAUUUAGCAGAAAAAGUUUUAAAAAGUCUUAUAGACUUAUAGAGGCAGAUGAAAAUAAUUAAAAUAAAUCUCUAAAAAAUAUACAGUCUUAUCGAUUUACAAGUAGGACAACUCACCAAUUAUUUUUGGAUGAAGAUAAUGAUCUUUUAUGCAAUGGUAGUAAAGAAAACUACUUGAUGAGAGAUUCUAAAAUUAUAUUUUAUUUAUAUCAAUCAUUGAUGGACAUUCUAUUAACAGAUUAUAAUCUUCACAUAAAAUAUCUUGAUUUAAAUAAGCUAAAAUUAAAACCAAUCUUUACUUUUAGAGUUAAAAUUUUAUCUGAAAAGAUAUCUGCUGAAAAAAAAAUUAUUCACAAUAUAAAAAAGAACAUUUAAAUAAAUAAAGCAGACAAUAAGCAAUAAUUUGAGAACAUAUUGGAUAUAUAGAGAGGUAAGCUUUAUGAAUAUAAAAUAUUGCAAAUGAGGGAUAUUUUUGAUGAAUGUGCUAAAAGAAAUUUUAGUGAAUAUGAUUUAUCUGAUUUAUAAAAUAUAGAUAAAAAAGGAAUAAUCUAUAAAAGACUUGGUUGGUUUAACUUAAGUGAAUUUUUGUUUUAAACUGAACCAUCACUAGAAACUUUUGAAAGCGAAUUUAAAUAGAUCUUUUAAUUGGGAAUAAGUUAAAUAUAACAGCUGAAACUAAUUUAAAAAGAGGAAACUAUUUACGAAAAUGAAAAAGAAAAAAUCCCUAACUACUUUAAUUAAAAAGAUCUUUAAUCUUACUACAUAAAAUACGUUAAUAACAUUGAAGAAUUUUUGAUUUGGUCAGUUUAUGGAAUACAUUCUUUUAUGGCUAUUCUUUUAAAAUUUGAAUUCUAUUUUUUAUUUUCAUAAAAAUUUGAACCUUAUUUACAAAAUGAGCUCAAUCAAAAUUCACUCACAAACUUUUUUGAGGAAAUCGAAAGGAUGUAAAGAGAUAGGGAUUUUGCUAAAAUUAACAUACCUAAUUAUGUCAAUUUAGGAGUUAUUUUACUAGAUGUGUAAAAGUUCAAAGUAGAUUUAAUUGCAGAAAUUGAAUAAAAAAUAAAGAUUGCUAAGGUACUUCUUUAGUAAAAAUGUGAAGAUACGAUAAAUUUAAUAGAUAAAUUAAAUGAGGAAAUGCACAAAACAUUAGAUGUUGAUCCAGUAUCUAUAUCAGAGUUUAUAACUAUGAACAUUUAUUUGCAAGGAGAAAAUAUUUAAAGGCAUUUCUUAAAGUUUGAAGAGAGUAUGGACAUUAUAAAUGUUAUAGUUGAAAAGUUAGAGAAGGAAGAGAUUGAAAUAAGUUCAUAUAUAGGAUAAAAGCUAAUGCUUCCUUCAAUGCUUAAAGCAUUGUAUGAUUUAAAGAGUAAAAAAGAACAAAAGUAAAAAGAAAUGAAAAUAAAGUUUUAGAAAAUGCAUUCAGAUAAGAAAAAUGCUAUAUCCUAAGAAAUAGAUUAAAUAGAAAUAGAAAUAUUUGAAUUCAAGAAAUUAAAUGAUAUUUCUAAUUCAUUUAAUAAUGCAUUGCAUGUAGAUACCAUAAAAUCUAGACUUGAAUUGUUGGCUCAAAAGGUAGAUGAUGUAGAGUAUGAAUAGAACCACUUUUAAAUUGUUGAUGAAGAACCUCUGCCAAUUUAGGAUAUAAUCUAAGAUUUCGAUUAUUAUUAUAAGCUCUGGAAGUUCUCUAGUGAUUGGAAAUAUAAAAAAGAAAACUGGCUCAGUAAACCUUUAGUUUUUCAUACAUAAAAUUCUUUAAAUUAAAAUGAUAUGAAAGAGAUAGCUUAAACACUUGAGUAAGGAAUGAUAGUACUAAAAGAAGUAGGAGAUUAUUUUGAAAAAUACAAUAAUGAUCUGUUAUAAGUAUGUGACGAUUUAGAAAAUUAAAUUUCUGAAUUUGAAAAUGUAUUAGAUCUUCUGAAUCAAGUUAGAGAUGAAGCAUUUAAAAUUGAGCAUUGGAUUAAAAUCUUUGAGGUUAUGUACCCCGAUAAUGAAGCUAAAAAAUAAUAAAUUAGACAACAAGGUUUGAAUAAUUAACUAACUUUAGAUAUUCUUUUAAAGGAUGACAUUCUUGGCAGUUUAGCUUAUGUAGAAAAGAUUUCAGGAUAAGCAAGAAAAGAACAUUAAGUUCAUUAGAGCAUAUUGAAUAUGGAAAAUGAACUCAAAGAUAUUAAAUUUAUCAUUGUAGACUAUCAUGGUAUUUUAAUGAUUAAAGAUAUUGAGAAAAUAGUAUCACUUUUAAGGUCAUAGUUUUUUUAGAUUGAAGAUAUGAUUAAGAAUAAAAACUAUCACAAAGAAGACUUUGCAAUUAAGUUAAGUGAUCUUGAAUAUGUAAUUAAAAACAGUAGAAAAACUAUUAAAGACAUAUCUACAAUUUAAAAUAUGCUAAUAUAGUACUAUCCUAUAUUUAAGUUUAAAAAAAAUUUAAACUACCUAAAAGAGUUUAACCUUUUGUUCAAUAGAUCAAAGGAUUCAUUAAUACCUAUAGUAGAAGAACUCUCAAGGAGAGGAAUGAGCUAUUUUAUCAACAUUUUCAUUAAAAAUGAAGAUGAUAAAAUUUAUUAAGAAUAAUUUAAAUAAAAAUUCAAAGCAAUCAUAUAAAUGCUAGAGAAAAUUGGUAAUAAUAUUUAGCUUGUCAUAAAGCAUGUUCGUUCUAGUAACAGUCGCUACUUUUUUAUGAGCAAUCAUUAAAUUUUGCACUUGUGUUCUUUGGUACUCUCUCCACUUGAAUUUAUGAGAUUUCUUACUCAAGUUUUUCCUGGAAUAAUUGAUUUUAAAAUAGCAAUUUCAAAAGAAAAUGAAAAAGGAUUAGGAGAAGAGUAUAAAAUAACAUCUAUUAUAAAUGAAUAUAAGGAAGAAAUUAAAUUAGAUAAAUACAAAAUACUUCAUUCAUUGCAAGAAUGGGAUGACCCUCCAACUUUUACAGUGAUUAGGGAAGUAGAACUUUUUUAAAUGAAAUAUAUAAAACAGCAAAUUUCAUAAUUCUUUAUUCCUAUGAUAUCUAAUUCUUAUAACUAUACUGUUCUUUGGAAUUUAAUAUCUUCGAAGCAAACUAUUUUUUAAGUUCUUUUUGUUAUAAAUGAUAUCAUAUUCUAUCAUGAUCUAUCUAUGAUUAUUUAUUUGCAGACAGAGCCAAGCAAAGAUACAAUCUAAAAUUUAAUUGUCUUAAGAGAUACAAUUUAAAAUCAGCUCAAAAUUUUAGUCUAAAGUGUAAUUAUAUCUAUGAAGCAAGGUAUUAUCAAAGAAUAAUUCACCUAAGCAUAGUAGUUUAUCCUUUAAAUAAGAUAUCAUCUAGACAUUAUUAACUAUUUUCUAGAAAAUUAAGUUUUUACUAUCGAUCAGUUCGAAUAUCUUAUUUUACCAAAAAUAACAUUAGAUAUGCCAAAAGGAUUAGUAAAAACAAAUAUAGGUGAUAUAAUGAAGAAGACUAAAGAAAAUGUUAUAUAUUAGAUUAGCACCUAUGAAAAUAUAAGCGAAAUGCCUCCUAUCUCUAAAUCAAGUGACUAUUUAUAGGAAUUUUAGGGAAAAGAAUAUAAUAUUUCUAUGAUAUCUUUAAAUUAUAAAAUGAAUUACUAAUAUGAAAUUAUUCCCAUCCUUUAGGGAUAUGUGUUUACACCAUGCACAAAUAGGAUAUUUGUUAAAAUAGCAUCUGCCUUUUGUAGUUAGCUUGGAUCACUUUUAGUAGGAUCUGAAGCUUCAGGUAAGCUUGAAUGUGUUAAAGCUUUGUGCUUUUAUUUAGCAAAGCCUCUCUUUAUUUGGGAAUUUGAUAGCAGUCAAAAGUAAGACAGUGUUAAUUAAAUUUUAACUGGUGUUUCAUCAGGAGGGUACUGGCUAUACAUUAAAAACUUAUAAAAUUGCUCUUCUGGAAUUUUAAGCACAUUAGCUCAAAUAGUUUUUCUCAUCAGAAAAUCAUUAGUGACUGGUUAAAAGAGCUUUUAAUUGAUAAAUUAGAGCUAUGUUAUAUAAGAUAAUUGUUGCAUACUAGGAGGAUUUAACAUAAGAUAAGACACCCUAUUAAAUUAAAUAAAAUUUGAGGAAUUGCCAAAGGGUAUUUUAGAAAAUUUUAGAUGUAUAAAUGUAAUUUAACCAAGCCAUGAAAUUAUUAUCAAAUAAUACUUUUUAUUAUUGGGAUUUGAUGAUAUAGAAAGAAAUGUUUAUAAGAUGCAACUAUUUUUAGAAUACAUCUCGACAUAUUAUAACAGCUAAAUACUAUCAGUUAAGGGUAAUAUAGAUAAGGAAGAUAUUAGCAAAUUGAGAGUAUACAAUAAUUUUUCAAUAAAUUAAAUUGUAAAUCUGAAGAGUCUAAUGCUGAUACUGAGAUACAGUUAAGAUCUGUUCACUCAAAAGAGAGGAGAUGUUUUCUCAGACCCUACGAGCAUCCUACAAUCUGCUAUUGAGAAUUACUUUAAGUGCUCACUCACAGAAGAUUAAUUUAAAGUCGUUAUGUAAUCAUUCAAAAGAAUAUUUGAUAAUAGCAAAGAAGAUUUUUCCUAUAAAGCUUUGUUUUCAAAAGCAUAUGAGUCUACUUAAGAAAAAAUAAAUUAAUGGCUGAAUGAAAGAAAUGUUAAAAUUAAUGAUAGAAUAAACGAAUAUAUUUAAAUAAUGUUACCUUUAAGUAUUCAUAAUCAAAGAUUCUUAUUGUAUGGGCAACCGGGAAAACAAAAAAGCUUCUUAAUAAAGCUUUUGGCAUUUAUCAGUUCAAGAUAUUAAAGAAAAAACUUUUUUUUGAACUGGAUCAAAGUAGAUGGUGUUAAGGAAAACAAGUUGAUUGGUGGUUAUGAUGAUAAUGGAUAAUGGAGUGAUGGUAUCUUAAUUUAAAUGAUGAAUGCAAUAAGAAAUUAUGAAUCUGCUGAAAAUUAAGAUUUUAGAGAUAUCAUGAAUUUUGAGAGACAUUUUUGUUCAUAAUUGGCAGACCAAUUUGGCAAGAAUCCUAUGUCAUAAGUUAAAUAAAAAAAGGCAUAAGUAGAAAUAAAAAGAAAUUUUAAAAAGAGAGGGACUUAUACAAGCUAAAACUCUUUGACAAAAAAAACGACAUCCUAUACAGAUAUAAAAUCAGAUGAAAAAAAACCUACUCUUACAGAUAUAUAAGAUGUAAAGUCAAACACGGGUAGCAGUUUAUCUAAUAUACAGAAAUCUUAAGUAGGGUCUAUAGUAGUGGAUGAAAGUAAAAAAACUCAUACUAGUUUAAUUAAUGAAAGUGAGGUUAUAAAAGAAGAAGUUGAGAACGAGGUUGAGGAUAAAGAGGUGACAGAAGUUACACUUAAUGAUUGGUUUAUUUUAGAUAUAUCGUCUUCUAUGAAUGAAAAGCCUUUUGUGCACACUGUUGAUAAACUAUUAAAAGGUAUACAUACUAACACUUUUAGUCUUUCAAAUCAAGGAUUAUUUAGAAUACCUAAAUAGCUUUACUUCGUAGUUGAAAUGGAAAGUCUAAAAGAAUUAAACCCUGAAAGUAUUACUAGCAAUUUCCUUAUAUGUGCUGAAGAAGAAGUCUUUAAUAUUCAAGAAGAGUUUGAAAGCUGGAUUUCUUUAAAAAAAUCUUAAAAUAAGUUUUAUUACAAACUUUAAGGAUUGCUUUAGUGGCUCUUUACAUUUUUCUUUUAAGAGUCAAUGAAUUAUUUUUCUAAUUAAUUAGCAUAUAAAAAAGAUAUGAUUUUUAAGCUUUCUGACAAAGGUUUUCUAAAAAAUUUCUUAAAUUAUUUAGAUAUAUUCCUUAACGAGUUUAGAAAGUAUGAAAUAUCAUGUGGAGAACUAGAUUGGAACGAAGCUUAAGAAUCAUAGUAAAUGUAAACAAUUUAAAGCUAUACCUCUCCAUAACAGCAAACAAAUUAAGUUAAUAAUACCUCUUAAAGUAAUAAUGUAAUUUCACCUACAAUAACUGAUAAAAACUUAAAUUUUGCUAAAACUGGAUUUUCUUAAGCUGUUGUAGCUUAAAACGUACCGAAGCUUAAUUUAAGAAGACUAAAAAAAAGGUAAGAUUCAGUAAUAUAGACAUAAUCAAUAUAAUCUGAAGAUGAAGAUGAAUCCAUAAAGAGACUAAAAUAAAAUAAUAAUGAGUAAAGAGUUUGUGUAACUGUUGAAGCUAUAUUUAUCUUUAAUUUAAUAUGGGGUAUUGGAAUUUCUUUGAGAGAUGAAGUCAAACCAAAAUUUGAAAGUUUUCUAUAAGACCAAAGCUAGUUAUAUCUAAAAUAUAGAAUGGAAAUUACACAAAUAAAAUCAAACUCUAGCACUUAUCCUUUUGCUCAGAAUGUGUGGAGCUAUCUUUAAUACUAGAAAAAGCAUAAUAGCAAAUUUUCUAUAUUUGAUAUGUACUACGACAUAACCAAAAACAAAUGGUAAUCUUGGAAAUCAUUUUAAAUGGAUGAAUCAUCUUUGAUUAGCUGCGAUUUCUAUUCUAAUUAUCUUGAAGCAUCAGAAAUUAUUAGAUUAAACCCAGCUGCUAUUGAUGUUAUACAAAAUAAGUUAGAUACAGAUUUACCUAACUACUAUAUUCCUGAUUAAACUAUUUAUAUUGAGACAAAAUCUUCAAAAAUAGCCAAUUUCUUCACAACAUUUGCCUUAGCUUAUGAAAAACCAUUUGUUUUAAGUGGAUAAACACAAAAUGGGGUUAGUUCAUAUACCAAAUGGAAGAUGAAAGCAAUGAUAGAAAAACAAUCUAUUUAAGGGAUUUACAUAUGUUUGUCAAAAAAGACUUAAGUGCAACACUUUCAGAAAAAAGUAGAAACUAAUCUUAUUGAAAAGACUCACAACACUCUAAUGCCAACUAAUAAUAACAAAGCUGUUGUAUUUAUUGAUGACCUGAACCUUUGUACAAGCGGACCUUCAACUUUAGGAGCUCUCAGAUAUUUCUAGGAACACGGAGGAUGGUUUUCAAACUCAUAAAAUAGGUAUUUUAAAUUAGACAGAGUAACAUUUUGUUGUAUGCACUCCCAUUCUUCAAAUAUAAAAUCAAAUAUUUUUCAAUCUAUUCCUGCAACUUAUUUGUCAAAGCAAAUGGUAGUUGUCAUCCCUAAAUAUAGUGAAUAAGAAUUAAUUACAAUAUUUUCUACUCACAGUGGAAUUAUAACCUCUUCUAACCUAAACCCUUAGUUAGUGAAUAUCUUAAAAACUUUUUAUGGGGUUAUAGCUGUAAGUUUGCUAAAUAACUAUUUGGAAAUAAAAAGUAUAGAAAACUAAUUUGGAGCUAACUUAAGCCUUAAAAAGGGAUUAGAGAUAGUAAAGAAUCUAAACUUUUUUGAGUUUUUAACAGAGAAUAAAAAAAAUAUUAAUCCCUAAUUGCUUUACAGAUCUUUAGUUUUCCUUAUUAACCAAUACUUUUCUAGUGAGUUUAUACAUAAUUUAUCAACAUUUAAAGACAGAUUGAAAGCUGCUGAAUAUUUCAAAAGAUAAAAGUUGCAAUCACAGCUUGAGCUUUCAUACUCCUCAGAUGAGUCUAAUAAAAUUUACAAUGCAUAAUUAGACAUUUAAAAUAUAAAAACAUUUGUAAAUUUUGCUGAUAACAAAACAAAAAAAGAAGAAACUUAAGAAGACUAUGGUGAUGAAGAAUAGCAUUUUGAGAUUUAAAAAAUUAAGGAAGGUUUGAUUUCAAACUAUAAUGAGAUCUAAAAGCUACGAAUAGAAUUUGAAGAGAGAAAGCCUGUGACAUUCGAAUAACACAUCAUGAAUUUCUUUGAAGAUGUAGAAAAAUAAAUCGAAAUAGCUAACAAGCAAAAAAUAAAUUAAUAAAAACUUGAAACCUCAUCAUUAAAAGUUGAUUGUCAACCUAUUAAUUAACUAAUGAAAAUAUCAUUAAAAAUUAAUGAUAUUUAGGAAAAUUAAUAUCAUAUUAUUACAAAUGGUAGUUUAAAUAAUGAGGCAACUUAAGCUUAUGGCUAAGAUGAAGAAAAAACAAAUUUAAAUAAUACAAAUUAUUUGAAUAUACCUUUAAAGAAUAUGUAAAAUAACUUGAAAUCAGAAUAAAAAUUAUAAGGAAGUGAAUUUAAAAUUUAAGAGCAGAAUAAUACAAACUUAAAUACAUAAGUUUUAAAGAAAGCGAUAAGUAGCACAUCUAUAUAUUCUCUAGCUUAACAGAAUAAGUUAGAAUCAGUAGGAAAUUGGACACCUAAUCAAACAAGCAGAUAAGUAAAUUAAACCUAACUUGAAGAAUUUUAAAAAUAGCUUGAUGAAUUAAACAGUCUAUCUGAAAGAGAAUAAUAAAAUGCUUAAGAAGAUAUAUUAACAGCUCAUGUACUACAGAAAGUAAGUGAAAUGACAUUUAUGUUUGAUGAUCUUAAUACAAUACCUGAUUAAUUUAUAGUUGAACUAACGAAAUGUAUUUAAGAAGAUAUUUAAAUAGAUCAAGAAUCAUCAUUUAAUAUGCUCAACCACCGUAAUGAUAUUCUUUUUUUUAAUAAUGAGCUGAUGCAAACUAAUUAGAAUUAUAAUAGCUCUAAUAAAAGAGAUUAAGGUAUUCCUUCAUCAGUACCUUAAAAAUUGAAACAAAAUAGAAUGAGUAUAUAUUCAAAUAUAUUUAGUUCGAAGAUAGAAAAUUAGAAAUAAGGAAACACGAAUAAAAUUUAUUUUAAUUUUGAUGUUACAGGAAAAGAUGAUUAGAAUUCAUCUCAGCAAAUUUAAAUUCCUUUCUCUGAAUAAUUAUUGGAAGACGAUGAUGUAAAGCAGUUUUGCUUUGUAACGAAGAAAAAAGAAAUAGAUAUUUUUAAUCACAUAUUAGAAUUAUUUAAGCUUUAUAGCGAAAAAAAAGAAAAUAGGUUCCUGAUGGAUGAUUUUUUACUGCGUGAGAGCAAUUUGGAAUGUUUAUUUUAUCAUACUGUCAAAAUGCUUCAUCUAUUUUAGAUUUCUUCUUAUCACAUAUUUUUGAAUAGCUUACUUAGAAAAUAGAGUGCAUAAAGCAUAAUUCAUUUUAUUGGCUACAUACUGAGCUAUCAGUUUUUCUCAUUAGACCUUUAUCAAGUAUAAUAAAACAUCACUGUAGAGAACAAAAAUCAAAAUAAGAGUAAAAAAGAAAAGGAGAUGAAAUAAUAAAGCCAAAAAGAUGAGUAAUCCUCAGACUUAAAUACUUAAGAUUUAAAAGAAAUAUUUUUAAAUAAAUUAUAUGAAGUCAUGUAAAAUUUAUUUUAAGCUCCUCAGAAAGACUAAGAUCAAAAUUCAUCAACUUAGUAAAUACCAUCACAACCGUAAACUCAAAGAGGAGUUAUUGUAAAUUAAGAAAGACCUUCUUUAUAACUUUAGAAUUAAUUCACUUAAUAAUACAGUCAAUCUAAUAUAUUAGAACUGCAAUAAGGAAAAAAUAGUCUUAUUGCACCUACUUUUGAAAUAGGCUUUUAGAACUAAAAUUCAAAUAUUUAAGGCUAAAAUUAGCAUUAUAAUUAAUAGAAUGAUGAGCCUAUUAUAUUUUUUAUCAAUAUCAGUUAAGAUACCUUAGCUCAUGAAGAAACCAUGAAAAGUGUUUAAGAAAUUCUAGAUAUUAUUCAUUCAAUCACUAAUGAGUGUGAAAUAUUAAGUAUACUUACUAAAUCUAAAGUUGACAAGUUAAUUUCUGAAAUUUGGAAAUUAGAUACUCAACAUGCUAAUCUGACUUAUCACCACCUUUAUAUUCUCAUAAGCAAAAAAAUGGCCAAAAGAAUUAAGUUUGUUUUAAACCAAGAACCAAAGGUAAAUAGACAGCACAUGUAUUAUAUACAUAAUUAAUCGCUAUUUAAAAACUUUACUAAAUAUACUCUGUACAAUAUAACUUAAGAAAAUAAUGAGAAUAGUAUUUCAUAAAAAUGCUUUACUUCACUUACUCAAGAGUUGGUUAAAUCUAAUAUCUCUAAAUUUAAAAACUCUAUUAUAUCCUAUACUUAUCCAUUUGAAUCCCAAGUAUCUUAAGUAUAUGAAGAACAAUUUUUCUAGAAUAUACACAGAACAUAUGAAGAAACAUGUUCCCUUUUUUUCCUACUUUAUAAUAUACUAAGUUCUCUUUUAAGAUAAAAAAUUAAGAAAGCAUAAGAAUCUGGUAGUUUUAGUACUUUAAUGCUAGUUAUGCUCGAUAAGUAGAUGUAGUUCGAAGAAGAAAUUAAAAAUUUAGAAGAUUAGUAUGUUUAAAUUGUAGAAAAAAGAGAAAUAGCUGAGUCUACAAUAGCUAAGGCAACUGAUUAACAUAAAUAACUUCAAAAAUAAAUUGAAGAGUUUAUAAGUGAAGAAAAAAGAAUCCAAGAAUAAAUAGACAAAGUUAUCAAAAAUGAUCAAUAAGUGUUAAAAACUCUUAAUCUACUUGCAGGUCCUAUCAAAGAAUUAAACGAAAUGAAAUUAGAUAGAUAUAAAGAAUAAAUUGACUCAUAAAAAUUUAUAGCUCAUAAACCCUUAAAUUCAUACAUGGUUGUGUUCUUUAUAAUGUUUAAUAAAAUUUUACCUGAUGAACACAAAAUUGAGUUGAGCUAAAUCGAAAAUGACAUUGAAUCGACAAAAAAACAUGCACAACUUUUUAAUGCAAAUGAAAUUCAUAAUUAACACUUUUACAAACAAUCAUUUGCAAAUGUUAUUGACGACUACAAGGUUAUUAAAAAUAUAGUAACUAGUUUUAAUGAAAAAUUGUUUUCUUUAGAAUAGUUUAGUGUAAUGAGAUAGCUUGGAAAAUCGUAAGGCAGCUUGGAAAAUGCAUCGAAUGUUUAUCUUUCUAUAAAUUUAAAUUUGUUUUAGAGAGAAAUCCUCAAAUUUAUCGAACUUAACAUAGAACUUUGUAGAAGUUGGAUUGAAAGAAGCGAGAUUAAAUUAUCAAUCCCUGAACUUAAAGAAUAAUUAUAAUAAAUAAGAACAAAAAAAGUGGAUUUGGAGUAAAAAAUUAAAGAGCCUAUAAAAUUGCUUAAUGAAAUGCCUUCCAAGCUUUAAGAUUUAAAACUCAAAGAAGAAGAUCUCAAGGACCACCUUGCAAAAUAAACUGAUGGUAUUGAAAGGUUCAAAGUACAGUAUGAAGAAUUAAAGCAUUUAUUCUAAUAAAAGAUAUAUUACGAAAUGAAUAAAUUGACUGAUUAAGAUAUCUUUGAAUAAUUUUUACUUAAUUUAAGUCUUUAUGGAGUCUAUUGCAUGAAGUAUCCUUACUUUAUUUAGGAUAAAAUAAAAUCAACGUUUUAAAAUAACCACUCAACAAUCGACUUUUAAUUCAAUCAUAAAAAACUAUUUACCUAUUUAUAUGAUAAAACUUACUAUUUGCAUUCACUAAAAUUAGACAUUCCUUUGAAUUAGGAUAUAAUAGACACACUUGUUUUAUUAGAAUUUUUACAAGAAAAUGACUCAUUUUAUUAUCCUUUUGUGAUCGAUCCUAGCUAAGUUUUUAUGAAGUAUUUAAAGAAAAAGUAUGAUUAAAGAAUAAUUAUCGAGUCAUACACAUGUGAUCCUGAAACAUUAUAAAAUAUUGAAGAAGCGAUGAAAACAGGUCAAAUUUUAGUAAUUUAAGAUUUUGACUAAGAGUUAUUGAACACCAUGAUACCUAUCAUAGAAUGGAAAAAUAAAAGGAUGAAUAAACUAAUACUUUACUAUAUGAUGCACUAUAACUAAUACCAGUUUGAUGAAGAUCUUCAAAGUAUUUUCAUAAAUGAGUAAAGAGAUCCAAUAGUUUUUAAUGGUAAGCUAAUAAAUGUCCAUAAAUUGUUCAGGGUUUAUUUUGUAAAAGACAACUAACAAAUAGCAUUUUCUCAUACACUUUUCAGUAAGCUAUUUACGGUUAUGAUAGAUUUAGAAGAUGAAGAAAGAUGGAAAGUAGUAUUUACAGAUCUCUUGAUCACAAUAUUCCACAAAUAAGAGAAAGAUGAAAUAUUACAAAAAAAUAUUAAUUAAUUUAAAGAAAGAGAACUCAUAAUUGAUUAAUCUAUAUCAAGAAUAAUUGACAAGCUCAUGGAGACACAUACUUCAGAAGAUAAGAAUUUAAUUUAAACCUUAAAAAUUGAAAUCGAUUAGAUACAAACUCAAAUCAAAGAAAUGAUCGAAAUUGAUAAAAUCGAGUAGUCAUUAAGAACAGAACAUUAAUAAGACCCAAAUUAGUUUUAAGAAGAUGCCAUCUUAGAAGAAAAUAUCCCAAUUAUUAAAGAAUUAGACAGAUCAAAUGCAAGCUAAGAUAAAAAAAAGGGGAUAAGAAUAGGGUUGUAAAUAGACUAGCAUUCAUCGAGCAGUAUGAGUUCUAUAGAAUCUGAGCAUGAAAAGAAUUUACAAAUUUAAAUACCAGAGAAUGUAUUCAGAAAUCCAAGUACAAUAGCUAAAGAACAAGAUAAAACUCCUUACACUCCCGGAGGAACUCCUUCUCAUUCUUCAGUUGAACAAUACAACAAUAAGAGACUUUCAUUUAUUUUUAAUACUAAAAAAAUUAUCAACGAAAAAAAAUUAGAUGAGAGUAGUGAGAUACUACCUACAAAACGUAUUAUAGAUGUAAGAAUUAAAAAAUUUUACAACUACAUCGAUGAAUUAGCUUAGCUAGCAAAUAUUUAUAUUGAUAUACUUGAUUUCCUUUAUGGAAUAAGAUUAAAUUCAAUGAACCUAAAAAUAUCUGAUAUUUAUAGCUUUUCAGAUGCCUACUUUAUGAUGGUUAUAACAUAGGCCUCUUUACACAUUAAGGGAUAAGGUUUUUCUACUCAUGACAAAGGCUAUAAUAUUGAUUAAAAAUUUAAAUUUAAAUUUUGUGAAGAAGUCUACAAUAGAGUUGUUGGAGCCAUGUAAAGGGAGCAUUAACUUUUAUAUGGUGUUUAUUUAGCUGUUAUGUUUUUGAGGGGUGAAAACUAAUUUAAUGAAUUCGAAUGGAAGAUGAUUUCGAAUUGGGUGAUUCAAAGAAAAAGUAUUAAGGAUGCAUCAUUACAUGAUUUUAACAGCUCUGAAAUUGAAACUAAAUUCUUUGGAAUAGAGUCAUACUUGAACACAUUUUUCUAAUAUAAUAAAGAGUUACUAGCACCUCUUUAAAUUAGCAAUGCCAAAGACUAAUUUUCUAUAUUUUAUCACAAAGACUUUCUUAAUUCAGUAAAAUAGCUUGGAAAUAGAAAGGAGGCAAAUAAGUAAAAUAAAAAUUAAGACUUAGAAACAAUAAAUUAAAAAGCAGCUGCUAAUGAAGAUAAUUACGGAGGAGAAAAAUAAGAUAUGGAAUAAGUUAAUAAUAAAACUGUGCUUGAUCACACUAAAAUUACUAUCCAAAAAAGUAAAAUGAAUACUCCUUCAAAGUUUAGUGCAAAUGAAAAUUUUACACCAAGAAAUAAAUAGACAUUAUUUGGAUAACAAGUAAAAAAUGUUUUGUAAAAUGGUAAAGGCUCAGAUCAUUAGUCCUUCUAAAGUUUUGCUCUUCUAUCGAAGAAUUAAAUCAGCUCAAAGUCUGAGUUGGAUAGCUAAUCAUAAAUAGAUAAGCAUAUUGAAGGACUUUAAACUAAAUAAUUUACUCAUAUUCCUAGCAAAUUCUAAAAUUAAAGUAGUAAUGUUCACUAAGAUUCCUUUUAAAGCUAUGGCAAUAUAAAUAAAACAAAUCAACAAUAAUAAGGAUAUCAUGAUGAUAUGAUGAAAAUUUUGUAAGAAUAUCCUUUGAAAAAAUAAGAAUAAGUAGGCUAUUAAGCUUUUUAGUCUUUUAUAAAAAUAUUUUAACAUAUUUAAGAAAAAACAAAGCUAAAAUAUGCUCUUGAUAGUUUAACUGAUAUGCAUAAUGACUGGAUUAGCUUUAUCAACACUAGUUUGAGGAUACCAGAUUACGAUGAAAAUAAGCUUUAGUUUUUCCCAAAAAUACCUUAUAAUAUUCAUAAAAGAAUGGCUCCUAUUCAAUUACUGUUAGUAAUGAAGCAUUUUAGACCAGACGAAUUGAAAAGAUUCUUUGGAUUUUUUAUUAGAAAAGCAUUCAAAAAUGUUAUAAUAGAAAUUCCAAAAUCUCUAUUGAAUCCUCAUCUUAUAUAGGAAUGGUCAAAAAGACCAACUGUUUUCUUUUAUAAUAACCUCGAGAGAUCCAUAUUUGAAGUAUUAGAGCUCAAGGCAUAAAGAUUGAAAAUUGAUGGAGGUGUACAGAGAAUUCCUCUAGGCAUAAUACCAAUUGAACAAAUACUAUAUUAGCUUGAGGUUUCUUCAGGAGCAGGGUAGUGGCUUUUGUUUGAAAAUAUUGUUGGUUUGAGUGAAAAAGAACUUAGUAUGCUUUUAAAAAAAAUAGAUAAAGAAUUAGAAGCUAAAACUACAUAGAAAACAUUUAAAAUUUUCAUUAGCUAUCAGAUGAAAUUGGAUGACUCAAACAUUGGAUUAAAUAAUUAAAUAUUAGAGGAUUUUCUAGCAAAAUGCUGGAAAAUAUCAUUAAACGAAGCAAAAUCUUUAACAGAGUAAAUGGAACAUUUACACAUUAUGGAAUUAGAAGAGUAUAGAGCCUCUAAGGAAGUUGUAGAAAAGGUAGAGCUAGUUGAGGUAAAGCUAGAUCAUUAAACUAUGAUAGAAAGCACUUAGCUUCCUUUUAAAUCCAAAAUAAAAUGUCGCUUUCACGAGGCAAUAAAAUAUAAAAUGAAAAUAAUUUAAUAAGCUGACUUCUUAAACCUACACUCGUUCCUUGAUAAAACUUUCCUUGGGACAAAUUAUCCAAUCUACAAAAAUUUAAUAACUAAGUACACCAACAAAUAUAAAUUUGCUCUAAGAUUUAUACUCCUUUUACUUAAAACAAGAUACAAAGUAGAAAGGUAUUAAGAGCUAUGCUAUUUACCUUAUUAAGUAGUUCAAAUAACAGACUUCGAUAUAUAUAAUUUAGUAGAUGAUAUUUUUUUCUAUUUAGAGGCUUUCCCUAAUGAUGUCUAGCUAUUUUUAGAGAAGUUUAUUUGUUUUUUCUUUGAAUAAAAAAGUUAAUAUAAUUCGCUUAGCUGCUUUAGCAAAAAUACAAUAGUAAAUAAAAUGAAUCUUUAUGCUUUCUCUUCUUUGGAUUCUACUAUUAAAGUGAACUAUGACUAGUAUAUUUACGAAAUGUAUAACUUUAAUGAAGGCUACUUCCAUACUGUUGAGGAAGCUUAGUAUAAAAAAAUAGAAUCUAUGCCAAAAGAAGAUCCUAUUGAAAUAUUUGGUCUCAGUUUUAACGAUGAAGUCAUACUCAAUUACUCUCAUUCUCAUCGGUUCUUGAAAAGAGUAAACAAAAUAGAAAAGAAUUGGAAUCACGAUAAAUAUUCUUAAUUAUUGAGAUCUUUAGAUUAAUUUAUAAACGGACCAAGUUCAAACAUAGAAAAUUCAUUUGAUAAUAAUAAUUAAGCUAAGGACUUUUUCUUCAUGCACCUUUCAUACUUAUAGUAAUAGAGAGAAAAAGACUAUGAAUUAAUCACAUUCUUAGAAUCUUUACAAGAAGUGUUUUAGAUUGACUUCGACAUUAAUAAGCUUUUUUAGACUAUCUUCGUUUAGUCAUAAGACGAAUAUAAUUAAAAUUAAUUAUUGGAAAAGGGAAUAUUAAAUAUAAAAUUAAAUAAUGAAGAUAUAAUAAAACUUUCUCUAAAAAUGCCUGCUUUGGCUCACUAAAAUAGCAUUGCUUCAAGUACUCACUCCAUCAUGGCUGAAGGCAAUAUGACACCAGUAUCAAUAAGAAAUACUUUAAAUAUUGGCAAUUAAAAUUCAACUGUUAGAAGAAAAAGCAAUUUUAAUAUAGAAGCUAAUCUUGCUUAAAACGACCAAUAAAGCUAAGAGUAAAGUGAAAUAUAAAUUACCGAAACCCCACAGCAUGAAACUAACUUAUUAAAUAAAUCCUAAAGAUUAGAUAAUUUAAAACAAUAAAUUAAUGCAACAAACAAUUAGACACCUUUAAAAGAUUAUUUUUCCAAAAAUAACUCCCUUCAGAAAUAUUUUGGCAGAGUUACUUAGAUUGCAGCAAGAAUCCAUAAUAAUAAGCUGAAAGGGAAUUUCAAAAGAUUAGAUUCUGCUGCUUCUAUUGAUUCUUAGAUAUCAUCAAAAAAAUCUGCUAAUCUCUCUAAUUCUGUAGCUUAAAAUCAAAAUAGCAGAUACAUAAUGAAAUUUAAAGAUAUUUAUACAACAUGCCUAAUUAAUGAAUUAAUGACUCUAGAAAAUAUAUUUUUGACAAUCAGAUAGGAUAUCAGUAAUCUAAUAUAUUUAGUAAGAAAUGGUGAAUUCACACAAAUAAGUGGAGAGAAGUAUUAGAUUAUCAAAAAUAUUUUAAAUAACAAAUGUCCUGAGAAGUGGUGGAAGCUAGGAUUCCUCAUUUCAGAAUCAAAUCUUACUGAGUUUAUUAAGCAUAUUUUAAUUUACUACGAUUAUAUAAAAUCUCAAUUUUAGGACGAAAUGGAAAAUCCUCAAUUUUAAAUUUAAAUUAACAAACUGAUAAAUCCUUUUGGAUUAUUGACAAGUAUGAUGCACCAAUUCUGUCUUAAAAAUAAUGUACUAUUAGAUGAUGUAAAAAUUAAAAUGAAGCAAUGCUAGUUAAAUAGAGACCCUUAUAAAGAAUAAUUGGAUUUCUUUAUUAUUUCUGGGUUUUUUAUAAGGAGAGGCAAAUUUGGUAGUGAUUUAAUGCUAGUAGAUGAAGAAACAAGAUAAUUUGAGUAGCAACUGCCAUUAGUUUACAUAAAAGUAGAAUUAAAAGUUAGAAAUAAAGCAUAAGCAUAUAAAACGAAUUCUUAACCUUAAAUUCAAAGAAAAAGAAAUCUAGCUAUCGAGUUUACCUAGCAAAACAAUCAAAUAGAUUUAGAAAGCGACUAUUAUUUUUAACAAGAAAAUCCUAUUUAAUCUUUUCACUAUGAUAAAGACAAACUUAGUGAAAAUAAUAGCUUUAUUAAUUAAAGUCUAUUUAAAGGAACUUAGAAAAAACCUGAAACUCCAAGAAGCAUGCAAGCUUAUUCUAAAGCAAACUAAAUUAAAGAAAGUAUAGAUAUUCACAAUAAACUUACUUCUAAUUAAGGAAACCUUAAUAAUGCAUUUGCUUUAAGAGUUGCUAUGAGAGAUGAAAUUACAACAAAGAAAGAGAUUAAAGAAAUUAACUUAAAGGAAAACGAAACUAAUUAUCCUAAGGGAACUUAUGUUGUAAGAAUACCAGUAGUUAACCCAUCUGCUAACUCAAUAUUUACCUAAUUUCCCUUAGAAGUUUAUUUAUAUGUGCACUCUAAUAAACCGUAAGAAUACUGGGAGCAAAAAAGAACAUAAAUUUAUAUGCAAAAAAUUAAUUUGUGA